This is a messenger RNA of Fusarium keratoplasticum, 1665 nucleotides long. RefSeq lists its product as uncharacterized. NCBI's taxonomy places the organism in Eukaryota, Fungi, Ascomycota, Sordariomycetes, Hypocreales, Nectriaceae. The transcript is spliced from 3 exons. The coding region runs from base 1 to 1665 and encodes 554 amino acids. The record is from RefSeq and is a predicted model, not a curated record.
AUGCGGGGAUUCCUCUCUGGGCUGAGCACUGCCGCUCUUCUCUUCUCCUCUACCCACGCCCUUCAGUUCACCCCCGACUCUGAGUGUGCGGCUCUCUGCUCUGUCGGAUCCAACUCUACCUCAUCAGACUCGAGCCUCUCAAAAACAAACUCUUCCGAUAUCGUGUGCAAGGACGACGAGUUUUCUUCAUCAGGGAAGGGCAUCUUGUUCAAGAACUGCCUCAAUUGUCUUCAGAAGAGCGAUGCUACCUGGGAGAAGGAGAGCGAUGUGUUCUGGUUCCUGUACAACAUUCGCUAUGCCUUUGACGUCUGCCUCUACUCUUACCCCGAUGCGGUAGCGUCUGGCACCAUCAACUCCCCCUGUAACAUCGAUGGUGCAUGUGCACCUCUUGAGGAUGCCCUGGAGACUUCGUUGUUGAAGGCCAACAAAGACAACCAGUUCGACUACUGCAAGGCUGAGAACUCCAUCAUUGAGAGUGCCAGCUACAAGGACUGCAUCAGCUGUCUCAAGUCAACCUCCAGUCAGAAGUAUCUCGCCAACUUUCUGAUUGCCUUGAAGGCUGGCUGCAAGCAACGACCCGACCAAGGAGACUUGAUUGGUCUCAGCGGGACUAUCUUUACAGCGUCAACUGUCAACAUUACUGACCCCAACACCGACGAGUCGCUUCCUGGUGAUGGAGGAGCCCCUGUUGGUGCCAUGACCACCGGCACCAUCGUCGGUAUCGCAGUGGGAUGCGGUCUUGCCUUGGCCGGUUUUCUUUGCAUCAUGUUCAUCUACUGUCGUCGAUCUCGACGCCAAGCAGCAGCUAUCAAGAUUGAGACUCCUGAGCCUGACCGACAGAUGCAUGACCACCCCGGCUACGGUAUCGGUAUCCAGAAGUCUUCAUACUUUGUUCAUGGUCACAAGCGACACCCAACAGGCCACAGCCACCAUAGCCAUCAUAGCUUCGGCCACGGCCAUACAAACUCCCUCGGUUUGACCAACGCCCAGUACUACGACUCCGUCGACCAAGAGAGGCGAGGAGCCGGAGCGAACGUCAACUACCACUACGCACCGCACUCGAAGAGCAACGGGCCUAACGCCGCCCUUCCCACACAUCCCGCCUACAUGCCUCGAGUUGUUAGCCGCACCCCCGAUGGCCACCUCCCACCUCCUCCUCCUCGCCAGGGCGCAAAGCCCAACGUCCCCGACUCGUACGCCCUCCAGACCUACCUCAACGCGGCCGAGGAUUCCAGCGUCGACCCCAAGCGCGUCGCAGAAGCUGCCGCCAGCAGCCUACCGAGCUCUCGCGUCGGGAGCCGCAACCCUUCUCCCGCUCCACUGUCGCCCGACUUCCAGCCAGCACAGCCAGUCCCCGCUCCCGAGGCACCCAAGUCCAAGACCUUCUCGUCCCUGUCCAAGCUCGUGAUCCCAAAGAAGAACAGCCCGCCUCCCCAAGUCCAGGUGGUGGGACCUACACCAACCUCUCCUUUGGAAGAGCUGAAGCGCGUGAUGAGGAUAUCCAAGCCCAUCACCUCGCUGGACCCGAGAUUCCAGGAUCGGCCACUGGGAGGAGGACAAGUGCUGGCAACUGAGCCGCCGGCCAGUUUCGGUACUGAACCCGCGCAGAGGCCAGGAGGGAACUCAUCACCUCUGCCUACCAGCAACAGCCACAUCUAUGGUUGA